ACCUGAGAGCAUCUAUAGACGUUUUUAGUCAAGGGAAUGUAAAGUCUUAUGGUCAAUUACUUUUUGACAUUCAUAGAUAUCAGCUAAUUGUAGGUUCAAGGGAUUAUUUAUUUCGACUAAGUCUGGAAGGUUUAAAAAAACUUGAAGAAGCUCACUGGCCCGCUGAUGAGGAAAAAGUUCAAACUUGCUACCUGAAAGGAAAAAGUGAAGAAGACUGUAGGAAUUACAUUAAAGUGUUACUGAGCUUUGAUGGAAAACUGUUUUCUUGUGGUACAAAUGCUUUCUUCCCAGAAUGUUCCUGGAGAGAGAUUAACUCAUUGAAAUCUAUUAAAGAUUGGGUUGAUGGCACUGCGAAGUGCCCAUAUAGUCCUUAUGCAAAUAAUACAGCUCUUAUGACAUCUCAGGGUGACUAUUAUAUUGCCUCAACUAUAGACUUCUCUGGUCGAGAUCCUGUAAUUUACAAAAUAAUGGGAAAACAGCCAUUUUUAAGAACAGUCCAGUUUGAUCCAAAGUGGUUAAGUGAUGCAAAUUUUGUGGCUUCCUAUGAAAUUGGAAACUUUACUUACUUUUUCUUCAGAGAAGCUGCAGUAGAGUACAUAAACUGUGGAAAGGUAAUUUAUUCUAGAAUAGCCCGCAUUUGCAAAAAUGAUGAAGGUGGAAAAUUUAAUUUGAAAGGAAAGUUUACUACAUUCCUUAAAGCACGGCUGAAUUGUUCCAUUCCAGGCAACUAUCCAUUUUACUACAAUGAAAUUCAAAGUGCAUAUUACAUUGAGAGGGAGGAAAUAUUUUAUGCAACUUUUACGACACCCGUGAACAGUAUUUAUGGAACUGCAGUGUGUGCCUUUAAUAUGUCAUCCAUUCAUAAUUCAUUUACUGGUGCUUUCAAAUUCCAAAGUAAUCCAAAAUCUGCAUGGGAAAGACAAACAUCUCCCAGAAAAUAUUUUCAGUGUGAAAGCCCUGGAAAUCCAGAACACCUUUUAGAUCCAGAACACUUUUUAGAUUCAGAAAAAUAUCAGUUGAUGAAUGAAGCUGUUCAACCUAUGACGCCAUAUCCAAUUCUGAAAGCUGAGAAUGAAAGGUACAGCCACAUUAUUGUUGAUAUUGUGCAGACUAAAGCUUCGGGUAAUGUGCAUGUUAUGUUUAUUGCAUCUGUGGAAGGAGUCAUUCAGAAGCUUGUUGUCAUUCCAGACACAAAAGAAACAUGUCUAAUUGAGAAAAUAAAUAUUUUUACUGAAGGCAGUAAGGAUAGACUAAAAGUUCUGAAACUUCUGAAAGAUACGAAUUCAUUGUAUAUUGGAACAGAAGAAUCAGUUCUUAGGAUCCCCGUCCACAGGUGCAACCGAUUUCACACAAAAAGUGAAUGUUUAAAUGCAAUGGACCCUUAUUGUGGUUGGAAUGAUAAUCAAAUGGCUUGUACAACAGCACCUGGCAGAAACCCACUCAGAACAUUUUGGCUCCAAGAGGAAACUUCUUGCUCAAAAGCAAAAUUGCCAAUUGAUGGGGGAUGGAGCUCAUGGAGUCCUUGGUUUGAAUGUUCUCAAGUUGGAAAUGAAAUAUCAGGUGACAGAUGUCUGUGUCAGACUAGAGCUUGCAACAACCCACCUCCUGCAAAUGAUGGUAAAGAUUGUGAAGGAAGUAUGGUUAAUGUUGCUAACUGUUCAAGAAAUGGGCAGUGGACCGAAUGGUCUUCAUGGUCAUCAUGUUCUCAGUCUUGUGGUUUAGCCAUAAAAACUCGUAGACGGACUUGUGGAAAUCCGGCGCCAGCUUAUGGAGGGAAAAUAUGUAUUGGUCAUGAACGUGAAGAGAUCUACUGUACUUACAAUCCUCCUUGUCCUGUGGCAACUGUUUCACCAAUUGAUGGACAUUGGUCAGAAUGGAGCACAUGGGAGGAAUGCAGUGCACCUUGUGCUGGUGGAAUACAGAUUCGACGGCGACGUUGUAACAGCCCGCCUCCUCAACAUGGAGGCCGAGAAUGUUUGGGUUGUAACCAAGACUUUAAAUUUUGUAAUUUACAUGCAUGCCCAGAGGUGAGGAAAUCCACUCCUUGGACACCGUAUCUCCGAGCCAAUAAAACAAAAGAUGGCUUUUUUGAACAACGUUUCAGAUUUUCAUGCCGUGCUAAUGUUCCUGAUGAGUCGAUGCUCAGAAUUGCUCAUGUGAAGAAGGAAGAAAGAUUUUGUCUCGAAGGCAGCAAAGCAUGUUUAGAUUCAGCUUUCUUGAAUAUUGAGGGUGACUGGUCAGUUUGGUCAACCUGGUCUGAAUGUAGUGCUACUUGUGGUGGUGGAGUCCAAUAUCGGGAAAGAACAUGCGAUGACCCCAAUCCCACAGAUGGUUCACGGUGCAUUGGUCCUGCACGGUUAGAAAGACCAUGCAACAUUGAAAAUUGUGAAGAUGUCCAAGGGUGGGAAGAGUGGUCAGUAUGGUCCCUUUGUGAUGAAAAUCAUGAACAACAAAGAAGACGCAAAUGCAAAUUUUCACACACACCUAACAAUUAUUGUGUUGGAUCAACAAAAGAGAUUAGGAUGUGUAUACCUAGUCAGCUAAGUGUAGCUUCAGAAAGUACUCAUUCUGUUGAAGAUGGUAUUCGUGCAGUGCAUGUUGUUGGAGCAAUUAUUGCUGGUAUUAUCAUAGGUGCAACUGUUGCAGCACUCGCAACAUAUUACUACAUGAAAAAGAAUAAUAUCCAGAGGCAUUCGCCUGUAGCCACACAAUUAAUUCCAGUCAAACCUAAUACAUAUGUUGAUGAAAGUGAGUGGAAAAACAACUUUUCGAGCAAAGUAUCACCUCAAAAAAUUCCACUCCGUGAAGCGACCAUCAAAAGGAACGGUAAUUUGAGGGCACAGCUACAGUCUGAUAAUUUUUAAAUAAUCACAUAUUAUCAUUUCAUUUUACUUCAGUACUGGACAUUUCAGUUCACUACCUUCAAAUGCUGUGAAAGUAAACAAAAGACAAUGUAAAAAUGACUUUUUUAUAAGUGUGAUCGAAAGUUACAUAGUAUUGUUCAGGAUUUCAAUGUGCCAUAGAAAAUUCAUCUAUGCUGUUGUUUUAAUAUUGUAUAGAUUUUAUAAUUGAGCUUGUCAGACUCUUAGUUCCUUAAACCUCCAAGUUAACUGAACUGUAAAUUGUACAUUGGAUACAAGGUUUAUUUUAGCUAAAGAAAGUGCCAACUGACGCAUAUUCUACGUAGUAAAAUUAUAUAUAUGUAAUGUAUGUUUUUUCAUAUUGCUGGGAUGCAAGUUGAAUAUAAUAAUAGUACUAAAUAUAAGGAGUCACAUACAUAAAUUUAUUUUUUAUAUGAGAUGAUGGAAACUAUUUAACCAUGAAAAAAUAGUUUUUCUACAGAAGUUAAAUUAUUCUUGUAUGUUGUGUGGUUGAGAACACAUAAAGAUGUAUAUAUUAAAAGUACAGAAAAAUUACUGUAUUUAACUCAUACCUAGAAUAUCAAGUUAAAAGUGGAAAUUUAACAUUCACAUUAUAAAAAUGUAGCAUUGACUUACAAUAUAGAUAAGUGCUUCUCACUUCCUAGUUUUCUGAAGUUUAAAGUUGCUAAAAGUGAAAUAGAGUAAAAGGUGUUAAAUUCCAGCUGUUUAAUUUUAGGACUAGGAAAAAUAUUUGCAUUAUAAUUUAAGUUAAUCUGUAAUUCAAAUGAUUUCCCCCUUGUAGUAAAAUUUCUCUUUAGUUAAUUUUAAUCAGCUAUGUGAAAAAAAAUGAUAGACUUGGAAGUAGUAUGCAGAAUUUGUAUUGUAUUCCUUCAAACAUAAUUCUAAAAGCCUCAUGUAAUUUAUUAGAACAGUGAAAACACUGAAAUUAUGGACUUAUAUUUUAUACAUCAAAUAUUUUUAUUUGGAGAUAAUUUUUUCAUAACUUUAAGAAUGCUUGAAUGUACUAUUUUUACAGAAAAGAUUAUUUUUGUAACUGCUACAUUUUAGAAUUAGUUUACAGUAGUUUCAUUGCACACAUUUUUUGAAACAUGUAAAUAUUGUGCAUGCUUGUUUUAAUUAUUAGAAAGAAACAUGAUAAUAUUUUUAAAAUCUCAAGCAAAUUAAAAUUAAAUGUUUUUGCUUAAGUUGUAUAUUUUUAAUGAUCAAGAAAAUCAUUAAAAGGAGAAUUUAUACAAAUUUACAUGUUUAAGUGGCUGCAAGAAUAUUUGUAGUUACUAUAUGUAAUUUUAUGUUCAUAACAGAUGUAUAAAGGUAAAUUUUUUUCUGAAAAAUGUUAAUUCUGCAAACAUGUUACUUUCUAGAUUAUUCCGUUUUUUUUAUUUCCUCAGAAAAUCUUAAUACCAAAUGAAAUAAUUUUAAAAGUAAAUGAAAAACAAAUGUUAUUAUAAAUCAGUCAGUUUUUGAAAGUAAAAUUCCAUUUUAAAAGAACCUAUUUUGUGCAAAUGUGCUUUUUUGUUCAAGUUAGUGAACUGGUGUAUAUGAAAGAUAUUGUAAAUAACACUAAUGAAAGAAUGUUCAGGGAUAAGUAUCUAUUUGUAAAUUGUGUACAGUAUUUUGAAUAAAAUGGAACUUUCAUGAAAUGUAAUAGGA
This is a messenger RNA of Stegodyphus dumicola, 4532 nucleotides long. Its product is annotated as semaphorin-5B-like. Gene Ontology annotation, molecular function: semaphorin receptor binding; chemorepellent activity. Gene Ontology annotation, cellular component: plasma membrane. Gene Ontology annotation, biological process: positive regulation of cell migration; semaphorin-plexin signaling pathway; axon guidance. Lineage: Eukaryota; Metazoa; Arthropoda; Arachnida; Araneae; Eresidae. The record is from RefSeq and is a predicted model, not a curated record.